GAACAAGCAUGGGAAACAGUGUUUAUACCCUUUACAAUGAAGAUCUGUGAAAUUAUUUGGAUUUUUACAAAUGAUCUUUGAAAGACAGGGUCUUGAAAAAGGGACGUUUAUUUUGUCGCUGAGUUUAUUAUGUUCUCUUCCUCCGACUUUUAGCUUAGAACUUUUUUUGGGGUGGCAGAUUUUUGUCUCGCCUAAGGCGGCAGAAAGUCGAGCACUGGCCCUGAUGGUCACGAUACAACCUGGCCACACACAGACUCUAGAUUAGUUUAGAUUAAUUUAUUUUACAGGAGCUGUAGUUCAUAAACUGACCCAGCGAGUUGCAGUGAACUGCGCAUCUGCUAUCAGAAACCAAAAGCGUUUAAAGCAACCGGACUGCAGUUGUGGGAGGUGUUUUAAGUGAUCCAGUGACAGCCCUCCUAAAGCAACACCAGACUGCCUGGAAGUGUGAGGAAAGCCCAGCAACACGUAGCCAUGUUGGAGGAGGACAUGGAAGUGGCCAUCAAGGUGGUGGUGGUGGGCAACGGUGCGGUGGGGAAGUCCAGCAUGAUCCAGCGCUACUGCAAGGGCAUCUUCACCAAGGACUACAAGAAGACCAUCGGUGUGGACUUCCUGGAGAGACAGCUACUAGUGAAUGAUGAAGAUGUGAGAUUGAUGUUGUGGGACACGGCAGGGCAGGAAGAGUUUGACGCCAUCACCAAGGCCUACUACCGCGGUGCCCAGGCGUGUGUACUGGUCUUCUCCACCACCGACAGGGAAUCGUUUGAGGCCAUCGGCAGCUGGUGGGAGAAGGUGGAGAUAGAGGUGGGAGACAUCCCCACUGUCCUGGUGCAGAACAAGAUUGACCUUCUGGAUGACACAGUGAUCAAAAAUGAGGAGGCAGAAGGUCUGGCCAAGAAGCUCAAGUUAAGGUUUUACCGAACCUCUGUAAAGGAGGACCUCAAUGUCAAUGAAGUUUUUAAAUACCUAGCAGAUAAGUAUCUGCAGCGACUGAAGCGACAAACAGCAGAAGAGCCUGAGGUAGUCCAUACAACUAGCAAUAAAAUUGGAGUUUUCAACACCACAAGUAGUAACUUAUCUAGUCAAAACUCCAGCAACGGCCGAGAAGUCAUCAGCUUGCGACCCAACAAACAGAGGACAAAGAAAAGCAAAAACCCCUUUGGUAGCUGCAGCCUUCUUUAGAAUCAAUGCAUUCCCUACAAUAAUGUACGAUUUGACUGCCGUGUGAGUGUAAGAGUCUAUAUAUUUACAUUUGAGCAUAACCUAGGUGUAGGUCUUAAUUUGACCCCCUCUUUUGUUGCUGAGAAUUUCACUGCAAAUGACCUUCAUGAUGGACAUAAAUUCACAAAAAAAUCUGCACGUAUAACAUAUUAACAGUAUUGCACUUCAUGUAGCCUAAUUUUGGCCAGCAAAUAGUCUAACCACAGAACAAGCAACACUAAAAGUUCAAAUCCUGUUGCUGCAGGAUUAUUUUUGCUCUGACAAUAUUGGUCAAAUGAAGAUCCGACAUCUGUAAAUCUAAUAUGCACCUGAGUAUUGUGAAUACCAUGCCUUUGAGCAUCUUUACAGAUCAAGUGCAGCCUUUUGUUUCUCAUGGAUAGAUGUAUGAAAUAUAAAGCGACAGUAACAAUAGUCGUUCUGGUGGCUGUAAUGGGUACUACAAUCCAACACAGACUGUUGUAGCAUGAAUGUAAUGCUUGAAGCAGAUCUUUUGAGAAAUAGUAGUUGGGCAUGACAGGGUUCUCCCAUUUACACCCUUCAACAUGGUGCAGGGAAGGGUUACAUUCUAGUUCACUAACAAGGUGUAUUUCUAUGUUCAUAUUGUGAUUUUUUUUUAAAUAGAUUGCCAUUUGUGCACUUGAAUCUGUUUGUAUUGUAAGAAAUAUACAGAUUACUUUCUACCAUAUUUGUUCUAAAAUAUUAAUGGAAUAUGGUUCAAUAUGCUGAGUGUACAAAACAUUAGGAACACCUUCCUAAUAUUAAGUUUCUCUGCCUUUUGCCCUCAGAAAGUGGUUAAUUUGUCGGGGCAUGGACUCUACAAGGUGUCCAAAGCAUUCCACAGGGAUUCUGGCCCAUGUUGACUCCAGUGUUUCCCACAGUUGUGUCAAGUUGCCUGAAUGUCCUUUGGAUGGUGGACCAUUCUUGAUUAAACACAGGAAACUGUUGAGCAUGAAAAACCCAGCAGCAUUGCAGUUCUUGACACACUCAAACCGGUGCCCUAUCAAAGGUACUUAAAUAUUUUUGUGUCUUGCUCAUUCACCUUCUGGAUGGCACACAUACACAAUCCAUGUCUCAAGGCUUAAAAAUCCUCCUUUAACCUGUCUCCUCCCCUUCAUCUACACUGAUUUGAAGUGGAUUUAACAAGUGGCAUCAAUAAAGGAUCAUAGCUUUCACCUGGUCCGUCUGUCAUGAAAAUGUUUUGUACACUCUGUGUAUAUCAUGAAUAAAGACUAAGGGCUCUAUUUUAACAAGGCUAACACAAUGGUAAGUUUUAAUGCUGGCAGUGGCGUUAUGGGUUCGGGAUGUCAUGUUCUUGUUAUUUUCACUAUCGGAAUUAUUGGCGCAGUAGCUGGCUGUGGUGCGAAAGAGCUGGGUUUUGAUGAACAAACAUGUUGAGGUUUGGCCCCUCACCGGCCAAUCAGAACCUGCUCCAUGACUAAAUAUGUGGUGGCUUCAAGUUGUGUGUUUACGCUAUUUUAUGUGUUAAACCAAAAACAAUGUUUCUAAAUAGGAUCGGGUCAGAAGCUUUAUCAUACAUGGCUUCUCGUUCCAUGGCAUUGUGUACACGUGGUCUAAAUGUCUUUACACACAACAUUCUAUUGACUAUAGAAAAUACUAGGCUCCUGACAAUUGUAUCGUUGCCUAUGUUUUGAGAAUCAGCCUGCAACAAUCUACCAUUAUGUCAUUAUAGGAGGACUGAAUCGUUUGGAGGAAUGUGGCUUUGGUAAUCAGACGAGGGGUGUUCUUUGAAAAUGGGGAUGGAUAGCCUACUUGAACAAGCUAAAUGCCGGUAUGUGAAUAAUUAAAAAGCAUUAGGGCAAAAACCUAAUUUCAAAGCACUCUGACUAUUUAAAAUGGCUUCAUUCAUACUAAUUUUGGCUAAUGGCCAUUGCAUGAGCGGUAAGAUAUUUUUACAUUUUAGUCAUUUAGCAGACGCUCUUAUUCAGAGCGACUUACAGGAGCAAUUAGGGUUAAGUGCCUUGCUCAAGGGGACAUCGACAGUUUAUUUUACCUAGUCAUCUCGGGGAUUCAAACCAGCAACCUUUCAGUUACUGGCCCAACACUCUUAACCACUAGGCUACCUGCCGCUCCACCUGCUUUUUGUUGGUCUUCAAACUUCCCUAUAGCACUGCAUGAAAUUGUUUUUAAGGACACGCCUCAAAUCUUGCCACCCAUCCCACCUCAGCACAAGCAACUGAUGUUAGACAGUUAAAAUGCCGAACCUGGCGUUAGGAAAAAUGCUCAGAAAAUGCUAGUGCAUCAGUUUUUACAUGACGCAACUAAUGUGCGUUUGAUGCUUGCACCUUAACACCAGCCAACAAUCGAAACCUACGAGAUUCAGACAUAUUUGUUCAUUCUUUUCUGAAAUGUAUUUUUAUAUGAAUCUUAACACCUUCGUUAACAUAGUGCCAAAUAGUUUCUAAUGCUUAUUUCAUUGUUGUAAGACAUUUUCAUAUUUUAAAGAAAGAUUGGAGGGAUUUUUCAGUUUUGAGAAUAUUGAAUUAGUCGACGAGAAGAGUUUGCUGUUAUACGACCAAAUACUAUUUGAGAUUUGCACAAUAGGCCCUCUACUUGAGACACAAACUUAUACAAUGUUGUAGACUUAUAGGAUGGAUGAGCCGGUGAAGAGGAUUUUGCUACACAGAACAUACAAAUCAAUAAUAUCCCUCUAUCUGGUUAGCGCACACAAUUCAUGCACAGGUGUUUGUACUGGUCAUUGUAACUGGACAACUAUUUGGUCUAAUUUUUAUAGAGUACUACCAAUUGAAAUUGUUUACAUAUUGCUGCAUUUAAAUAUGUGCUUUGUGUUUCUACUGUGGUACAAUCAAUGGUAACAUCUUUAAUGUGCUCAUUUUUGAGUCAAUUUAUAUUUGUUACAUUUUAUAUUUGUUACGUUAAUUUCGGGAGAAAUAAACACUUGUUUACUAAAAUAUCAGAUUUUUAUUUUAAAGUGAAAACAGAUCUCAAUGUCUUGAGUGUCCUUACGUUAUGAACAGAACUACUAUCAUGCUCUGAGGAGUGCUUUGUAAUGGCUUAAUUUUCUCGCCUAGUCAUCAUGCUUGGAUAAUGUUCUGUUACCACUCUCUAACCGAUGUUGACUUUUUCUGAGGCAAGACAUAUAUUUUUGCUCUCAUUUCACUGUAAUUUUAUUUGACCUUUAUUUAACUAGGCAAGAUCAGUUAAAAACAAAUUCUUAUUUUCAAUGACGGCCUAGGAACAGUGGGUUAACUGCCUGUUCAGGGGCAGAACGACAGAUUUGUACCAUGUCAACUCGGGGGUUUGAACUUGCAACCUUCCGGUUACUAGUCCAACGCUCUAACCACUAGGCUACCCUGCCGUAAGACAAACAGGAAAGUCUCAUUGUCUCUAUACUGUCCUCUUCAUAACUUUUAGUUACCCAUUAACACUUCACAAAUCAAAAUGGCCCCCAUGUUUCUAAGUACAUUCUACUGUAUUUAAAAAUAAAUGAAAAAAGUACUGUCUUCAGUAAAUGAUGCAUGCUUGCCUUAUUUUAUUUUUAUUAAUUUUUUCAUGUGAAGGAAUGUGGAACCACGGUCAAAUGCCACAAUGCUUUGUCCAUGUAGGUUUACAUCCUCAUUCUUAAACAUCUAACUAUUUUGUUUUAAAGAUGCCUGCUCAGUGAAUAUUGUAAAUCACACUCCAUCCCUUUAUAACAAUUGCUGUUUGUAAACAUGUGUUAUGGUUUGUUUGUCUUCUGAAAAUACAAUGUUUUAUAAUGACCAAUGAACUAAUUUAUAAUUCAGUCAGUUACCAUUCUUAGAAAAUCUAUGGCCAAGUGCUCUUUCACUCAGAUGUGAGAAUCACUGUAAUCCAUUCUAUUGUUACAAUGUUAUUACAUUCAGCAGAUGACUUUUGGAAAUAUUGCAUACUGCUUCCACCAACUUUAAUGUUUGUACCCAGAUGUGCCAGUCUGUUUCUGCUUUCUUGUAAACUCCUUAGCGAGUUGGCAUUUAUUGUCAUGAAUCUUGACCUGGAGGCAGCUAUGCUGUGGUCACUAGCUAGCACAGUCAUAAAAUAUGAUGUUAAACAACCACACUGCUAACCCUAAUCUUAAAUUACAACCAGGGCAAGAUUCAUUUAAAAAAUAUAUAUAUUUCACCUUUAUUUAACCAUUUGCAACUGCAACCUGGCCAAGAUAAAGCAAAGCAGUGUGACACAGACAACAACAGUUACACAUGGAGUAAAUAAUAUACAAGCCAAUAACACAAACAAGUCAAUGACACAGUAGAAAAUAUAAAGUCUAUAUACAGUGUGUGCAAAAGGCAUGAGGAGGUAGGCAAUAAAUAGGCCAUAGGAGCAAAUAAUUACAAUUUAGCAGAUUAACACUGGAGUGAUAAAUGAGCAGAUGAUGUGCAAGUAGAGAUACUGAUGUGCAAAAGAGCAGAAAAGUAAAUAAAACAAAACCAGUGGGGAUGAGGUAGGUAGAUUGGGUGGGCUAUUUACAGAUGGACUAUGUACUGCUGCAGCGAUCGGUUAACUGCUCAGAUAGUUGGUGAGGGAAAUAAAAGUCUCCAACUUCAGCAUUUUUAUUUUUUUUGCAAUUCGUUCCUGUCACUGGCAGCAGAGAACUGGAAGGAAAGGCGGCCAAAUUAGGUGUUGGUUUUGGGGAUGAUCAGUGACAUAUACCUGCUGGAACGCUAUGGGUGGGUGUUGUUAUUGUGAACUGAGAUCAGGCGGAGAUUUACCUAGCAUGGACUUAUAGAUGACCUGGAGCCAGUGGGUCUGGUGACGAAUAUGUAGCGAGGGCCAGCCGACUAGAGCACACAGGUCACAGAGGUGGGUGGCAUAAGGUGAUUUGGUAACAAAAUGGAUGGCACUGUGAUAGACUGCAUCCAGUUUGCUGAGUAGAGUGUUGGAAGCUAUUUUGUAGAUGACAUCGCCGAAGUCGAGGAUCGGUAGGAUAGUCAGUUUUACAGGGUAAGUUUGGCGACGUGAGUGAAGGAGGCUUUGUAGCAAAAUAGAAAGCCAAUUCUAAAUUUGAUUUUUGGAUUGGAGAUGUAAGUCUGGAAGGAGAGUUUACAGUCUAGCUAGACACCUAGGUAUUUAUAGUUGUCCGCAUAUUCUAGGUUGGAACGUCCAGGGUGGUGAUGCUAGUCAGUCGGGCGGGAACGGGCAGCGAACGGUUGAAAAGCAUGCAUUUGGAUUUACUAGCGUUUUAAGAGCAGUUGGAGGCCAUGGAAGGAGUGUUGUAUGGCAUUGAAGCUCGUCAUAACCCUAAACGUCAACCUGCAACUCCUUGGAAUUGUCAUGCUAAACAUUGCUUGUCAGUAUGGAGUAGACAAGGGCACAUACAUACCUGGGUCCAGGCUACAGACUUUAACUUCGUGUCACAAAAGUUUGACAAAAUGUAACACUUAAUAGUAGGUGUAUAUCUCAGUUUGUUCAUUUGUAUUACUUUGAUUUAACAGUUAUAAAGUGUCUCAAGGUGCCACACAUUCUUGCACCUGCUCCUUUGUUGACAAUCUGUUUUGAUGAUGGUGAUCUAUAGCAUAAAUAAAAUAUCUAUUUUCAUUGUUUU
Oncorhynchus kisutch (coho salmon) is the source of this 6757-nucleotide messenger RNA. RefSeq names its product RAB23, member RAS oncogene family (gene rab23). Bases 472 to 1179 code for a protein of 235 amino acids. Gene Ontology annotation, molecular function: GTP binding; GTPase activity. Lineage: Eukaryota; Metazoa; Chordata; Actinopteri; Salmoniformes; Salmonidae. The record is from RefSeq and is a predicted model, not a curated record. The transcript is spliced from 7 exons.